Molecule: messenger RNA, 974 nt
Organism: Andrographis paniculata
Lineage: Eukaryota; Viridiplantae; Streptophyta; Magnoliopsida; Lamiales; Acanthaceae
Product: ras-related protein RABA5b
Exons: 2
Coding region: 109-756 (215 amino acids)
Cellular component (GO): endosome
Molecular function (GO): GTPase activity; GTP binding
Source: RefSeq, a predicted model, not a curated record
CACCGCCAUUGAAAAGCUUUAGCAUUUGUUUUUUGUUUAUUUUUUUGUUCUUAUUCACGCAGAUUCACACAUUUGAGGAAGCUCAAACGCCGGAAUCGAAUUUCACCGAUGGCGGAGGAGGGUGGGGAGGAGUACCUGUUCAAGAUAGUGAUUAUCGGCGAUUCAGCGGUGGGGAAAUCGAAUCUGCUGUCGCGAUUUGCUCGGGAUGAGUUCGACCACAACUCCAAGGCGACAAUCGGUGUGGAGUUCCAGACGCAGGUCGUGGAGGUCGACGGGAAGGAGGUGAAGGCGCAGGUGUGGGAUACCGCCGGCCAGGAGCGAUUCCGCGCGGUAACCUCUGCUUAUUACCGCGGCGCGGUGGGGGCGCUGGUGGUUUACGAUAUCAGCAGGAAGACGACCUUCGAAAGCAUCAAGCGAUGGCUCGACGAGCUUAACACCCAUUGCGACACUACAGUCGCAAGAAUGCUCGUGGGGAACAAAUGCGACUUAGAGGACAUCAGGCAGGUGAGCGUGGAGGAGGGCAAAACGCUGGCGGAAGAAGAAGGGCUGUUCUUCAUCGAGACAUCUGCCCUCGACUCCACUAAUGUGAACAAGGCAUUCGAGAUUGUUAUACGUGAGAUCUACGAGAAGGUUAGCCGGAAAAUCCUCAACUCCGAUUCUUACAAGGCUGAGUUAUCUGUCGAUAGGGUGAACCUGGCGAAGGAGGUCGACCUUUCAAAGCAGAAUUCGGGCGCGCUCUCGUGCUGUUCGAGGUAAUUCUUUGAUGUCUGUUUUGUUUUGUUUUGUUGAUGGUUAAGGCUUUGGGAGAUUUUUAUCUGCUUGUAUUUAUUGUUGUCUUGUGGCCAGCUUUUUAAAGUUUUGCUGGUUGUUUGUGUGUUGUUUAUUUUGGGCAAUAAACCUGGGAACCAUGUAAUAGUUUUAUUGCAGCCGUAUUAAUUUAUUACUUACAUAUAUGUAUUUGAAGGUUUUCUCUA